UAAAUUUUAAACUACCAAAAAUGCAAAAAGAGUAUCAUCUUCAAUCAAGCUCAGAUUCAAAGACUUCUUGUGAACAUUCUUCUAAAGUUUCUUCUUCUUCCAAAGCAAGUCUAUCAGCAUCUAAAACAAAACCUGAGCCUGUAGAUACUCAAGAGAACAAAGAAAAUAUCAUGCCACCAAAUGGUUCCUUCAGAAAAUCUUUCUUAAGCGAUAUCAGUGAAAAAUAGCGAAAAUAACAGUCAAAUCUCCAAAACCACGCCUCCCCCUUACACCCCCUCUACCCCUCCCUUCACUCCCCACUACAACCCUUCCAUCUCUCCCAAUCCAGCCGCUCACAAGAAAUCUCCUCAAAAAUACAGAGUACUCAAUCUCUGCCAGAAUAGACCAAAAUCUCAAAAUACUAUCCAGAUUCAAACUUCAGCGCAUCUUAUAAAUCCUUCACAUCAGCCCAUGCAGCCCAAUACAAAAGCUGACAGUCAAAAGAAUAUGGCAGGGACCAUACAGCUAGAAAACACAACCGAAGAACAGUGAAGGAAUUUUAAGGGAUCACAGAAGGAAAACGACAUGAAUGAUAGAUAUCUUAGAACAAGGAAAAGUCAUGAAGAGUCUCGUAUCGAAGAUGAGAGUAAUGAGAGAAGCUGACGUAGCGGAAGAAGUGCACAAGAAAUGAUGCAUACUCCUGAAAAGGAAUUGAAAAGUGAUAAGAUAUCGAAACAUAAGAGAAAGUUGAAUUUUGAUAUUCAAUCAGAAAAUUUAGAACGAGCAGAAAAGCAGUGUAAUGAGGAAAACAAAAAUGAGUCUGAUGUUCAUGAUUCAUCAUGUAACUCUUUCUCAGUAUCAAGAGUGACUGAUGAUAAUAAAUCAGAUUCUGAUGAGGAAUAUAACAUCAAUAAAACUUUGACAAUCUCCCCACCUACUCUAAAAGACUAUAGUAAAGGGUCUGAGCUUGAAAGAAUGCAGAAAGAGCUUGGGAUUGAAAGUAGUUCUCUCAUAGACUAUUCUUCCAUAAAUGAGAAUGAUCUUGACGAAAAUAACAAUCUUGAUAUCCAAGAAAAAUACCAACAAAUCUCUAACGAAUCUCUUGAGGAAGAAGAGAUUGAGGAAGGAGAUUCCAAACAUCAUAAUCUGAAAAACUACUAUCUUAAAAAUAGCUAUUACCUCUCUGGAAUAACAGAACAAAGUGUGGAGGAGUCCGAAUAUUUCACUUCCUAUGAUAACUCUAAUGCCCAAUGAGAGAGAGAAAAGGCAUCAAAGAGGUUGCUAAUCUCCAAAUACAGCUGCUCUGAUGAUGACCAAAAGGAUUCAGUGGUCUUCCUAUAUAACAGACUUCAAAAUGAGCUUGAUGAAGACGCAUAUAAUUCGGAUGGAAAUGAAUAUCCCUUACCUCUACAUUCCUUGGAACGAAGUGAAGACACUACUCUAAGGGAAAAUGCCCAGCAGCAGAGAUAUACUCAAAACCGUCCUUUUGAUAUUGACCUCACAGAUACUAAUUUAGCCAGCAAAAGGUCGAUUCUAGAGUCUUCAGAGAAGAGCAUGUUGCGAUAUAAGAACUUCCGACAAGGAAGCAAUGGAAUUUUAACAAUAGAUGAACUCUGAGAUGACUCUAGAAGUACUCCCAAAAAAGAGGAGCCAGCUAAAAAUCAGAAUGAAAGUUCAAACCUCACUUUUAACACUGUUUCUAUUCGUAAAUCAGACAUAGAUGCAGGGAGCAUAAAGAACAGAGAGUUUCUCGAUUACUCGUCUAUAAGGAAAUUAGAGGAAUCAGGAUCAACAAUGAGAAAGGACAGCUUCAUCCCUGAAUUAUAUGAGAGCUUGCCAGCAAGACAAGAAGUUGAAAAUACAUCAAAAAUUUACUCCCGGUCCAAAAAUGAGAGUAAAAGGAAAUAUCAAGAGGAUCAUGAGUUUUCUAAAUUUUCUGAUGAGCAAAGAAGCACACUUCCUUUACAUUCAGAUUCCUUCAAGAAGCAUAGCUAUCAUGAGAAUUUAUCUGACCCUAGGGAUGGAAAUAACAAAGAUAUCACAAGUACAGAGAAGAGGAACCAAAAUAGUAAUUUUAGAGUUAACUCUCCUCACUUUCCUGAUGAAAUUAGAAAAUCAUCAACGAACCCAUUUGUGAUCUCAGAUUCUGAAGCUGCAUCAUUGAAAUAUGACUCUACUCCUUCCAGAGAGUCUUGUCAGACUCCUUGUGAGGACUUUAAAAUGAUUAUUUUGGAAUACAUUCAUGAACACGGGAAGAAGAAUGCCUCGAUAGUACUAAAUGAAAUUCUUCAAAAUUUAUCAGGCCAUCAAACAUCAACUAUCAAAGAUCAUAACUUAGGGCAUUCCUUUGACUUGAGACAAAUGAAAUCAGAGAAUGAGAACCUCUCAGCUCAACUAGCACUCUCUCAAAAAGAGAACAAAACUCUAAAGGAGAAAUAUAAUUUCUAUUGUGAAAGAGCAGAUCAAUUGGAUAAAGUCCUCAGAGAUCAAGAAAGCAAGUUGCUUCAUUUUACUAUUGAGCUUGAAAACGCAACUUUGAUGGAAGACCAGCUCAAGAAAGAAAUAGACACUCUUAAAAGCCAGAGGGAAGAAAUUGAAAAGCAUUAUAAAGAACUUAAGCUCUCCAAAGGCAAAGAAGCCAUCCAGAUCCGCCAGCUCAAAUCCGACAUCGAGUCCAAGAAGAGGGAAAUUAUUGAGGCAUCUGAUCUUAUUGAAAGAGCAACCUCCGAGCUCACAGAAAUAAAGAAAGAGAAUUCUGCUCUGCAAGCAUCCACACAGAAACUUGAAAAGGAGAAGUUCAACAGCAACAUGCUGUGUAAAUAAGUUAGAAAGGGAUAUUUACAAAGUUACAUCUGAAAAGAAGAAACUUAACACUGUCAUUCAGAUGCAGAAGGCAUCUCUCAAUGAGCUACAGAGAGAUUACUACAAUUCUCAGGAGAGAGCCGAGCAUUGAGCCUCUAAGAGAACAUUUGAUAAUGAAAUCUAUAGUUACAACCAGAAUGUAGAUGAAGAAAGUACCGUAGUAUUUAAUUCUUCAUGCAAGAAUGAACGUAAAACUAGAAAGCCAAUAAGAGAUAAAGUGAUGCAUUCUUUGGACAACAUUAGCUCGUUGAAAAAGUUUCAGACACGAGUCUCUCCAUCUCCUUCAACAAGGACUUUGAAUAAAAUGCAAAGUAAGGAGCGAAACUCCUUCACAGACUCGAUUGAAAGUAAUCUAACUUUACAAAAUAAUAUUGGCAUUCACAAUGUAGAGAGCCAAAAAGCUGUCAAAGAGAAUACCAUGAAUAUCUCUGAGACUGAGUUUUUCUAUCCAGAGGAGACUCUCAGCAUUGGAGUGAAGAGCACCAGGAAUCAUGCUAAAAAUUUAUCUUGCACUUCGAAUACUUUUCAGCAAAUAAUUUCUAAACCAAGUGGAAAAAGCCCAGAGGCAAGGACGACUACAAAGAAAUCUAAAUUUAGAAUCCUGCAGAAAGACUGCAGUAGGAAAAUCACUAGAGCCAAAGAUAUUCUCCUUUAUUCCACAAGUCAGGCUUUGGGGUAUAAUAGCACGAGUGAAAAAUCACCCAAGAAAGAAAGAUCAGUCAUCCAAGCACCCCCUAGGAUGAAGGCUGUCAGCAAUUUCAAGACAAUGAGAGAGGGUCAUUUGGCGAAAUCUAGUAGCUCCAAGAAAAGCCUCUUAAGCUUCAAAAUCAAAAAAAUAUCAAACAAGAAAACAUCAAAAUUACAACGUGUAAAAUACACCGAGUUCAAGCUAAACCUUGGUCAAUAAACCCCAAAUCCUACCCUCACCAAAAUGUUCAAUACACAUUUCCACUCAACCUUCUUCCUC
Moneuplotes crassus is the source of this 3808-nucleotide messenger RNA. NCBI's taxonomy places the organism in Eukaryota, Ciliophora, Spirotrichea, Euplotida, Euplotidae. The record is from the annotation of a GenBank genome assembly.